Acanthosepion pharaonis is the source of this 1158-nucleotide messenger RNA. NCBI's taxonomy places the organism in Eukaryota, Metazoa, Mollusca, Cephalopoda, Sepiida, Sepiidae. The record is from the annotation of a GenBank genome assembly.
AUGCCUUUGUCAGCUUUUCUCUCCGAGUUUUUGUCAAUGUCUCGUUCAAGCACAGAUAUUUUCUCCUCCACUCUCUUUAUCUCUCAUGUGAGAUCUUUUGUUCUCCCACUUUCUCUCUCUCUCUCACAGAUCUUUUGUUCUCCCACUCUCUCUCUCUCUCUCAGAUCAUUUGUUCUCCCACUCUCUCUCUCUCUCUCAGAUCAUUUGUUCUCCCACUCUCUCUCUCUCUCAGAUCAUUUGAUCAUUUGUUCUCCCAGAUCUCUCUCUCUCUCUCAGAUCAUUUUUGUUCUCCCACUCUCUCUCUCUCAGAUCAUUUGUUCUCCCCACUCUCUCUCUCUCAGAUCAUUUGUUCUCCCACUCUCUCUCUCUCUCAGAUCAUUUGUUCUCCCACUCUCUCUCUCUCUCAGAUCAUUUGUUCUCCCACUCUCUCUCUCUCUCUCAGAUCAUUUGUUCUCCCACUCUCUCUCUCUCAGAUCAUUUGUUCUCCCACUCUCUCUCUCUCAGAUCAUUUGUUCUCCCACUCUCUCUCUCAGAUCAUUUGUUCCUCCCUCUCUCUCUCAGAUCAUUUGUUCUCCCACUCUCUCUCUCAGAUCAUUUGUUCUCCCACUCUCUCUCUCUCAGAUCAUUUGUUCUCCCUCUCUCUCAGAUCUCUUUGUUCUCUCUCUCUCUCAGAUCAUUUGUUCUCCCCUCUCUCUCUCAGAUCAUUUCUCUCUCUCUCUCAGAUCAUUUUGUUCUCCCACUCUCUCUCUCUCUCAGAUCAUUUGUUCUCCCCUCUCUCUCUCUCUCUCUCAGAUCUUUGUUCUCCCACUCUCUCUCUCUCUCAGAUCUUUUGUUCUCCCACUCUCUCUCUCUCAGAUCUUUUGUUCUCCCACUCUUUCUCUCUCUCUCAGAUCUUUUGUUCUCCCACUCUUUCUCUCUCUCUCAGAUCUUUUGUUCUCCCACUCUUUCUCUCUCUCUCUCUCUCUCUCAGAUCUUUUGUUCUCCCACUCUUUCUCUCUCUCUCUCUCAGAUCUUUUGUUCUCCCACUCUUUCUCUCUCUCUCUCUCAGAUCUUUUGUUCUCCCACUCUUUCUCUCUCUCUCUGUCAGAUCUUUUGUUCUCCCACUCUCUCUCUCUCUGUCAGAGCUUUUGUUCUCCCACUCUCUCACUCUCUCUCUGA